This is a messenger RNA of Lutzomyia longipalpis, 3730 nucleotides long. RefSeq names its product dual specificity mitogen-activated protein kinase kinase hemipterous (gene hep). Lineage: Eukaryota; Metazoa; Arthropoda; Insecta; Diptera; Psychodidae. Gene Ontology annotation, molecular function: ATP binding; protein kinase activity. The coding region runs from base 64 to 2970 and encodes 968 amino acids. The record is from RefSeq and is a predicted model, not a curated record. The transcript has 11 exons. Gene Ontology annotation, biological process: protein phosphorylation.
GAAAGACAGACAGCGAAAGGAAGAAGUAGAAGUCUUGCUUGCAAAAAAAAAAUUGUUCAUAGAAUGUCGAAUGAUAUUAGUGAUAAAAUCCAGAUAUUGGAGGCUCGUUUAAUAGGCAAAAAUGAGUCCAGUGAGAGCAUCGAUAAACACCCAUUCGACAAAUCCCGGCCAGGAAGCGGACGGCGCCCGGAUACUUUGGGCGAUUCCGUCCGUGCCCGAAAGCCUUUGGUUCUCCCGGUAAAGGGAUUUCAGAACAUGCACUCCUACAUUGAACCAGAAACUGAAAACAAAUUGAGGACCAUUAUGAAACGAAGUGGUAUUCUGUGUAUCGAUGGCAAAGAAUACCAGACAGAUAUUAAAGAUCUGGAGGAUAUGGGAGAGCUAGGCAAUGGGACAAGUGGUCAGGUGGUCAAAAUGCGUCACGUAGAGAGCGACACAGUCAUAGCCGUUAAGCAAAUGCGCCGUACGGGAAAUGAGGAGGAAAAUAAGCGGAUAAUCAUGGAUUUAGAUGUUGUGCUCAAAUCCCACGAUUGCCCGUAUAUUGUACGAUGCCUGGGAUGCUUCAUCACUCAGACAGAUGUAUGGAUCUGUAUGGAGUUGAUGGCAACGUGCUUCGAUAAGCUGCAGAAGAAAUCAAAUCUGCCAGUGCCUGAAGAGAUUCUCGGAAAGGUUACAGUUGCGACCGUGAAAGCACUAGCCUAUUUGAAAGAUAAGCACGGUGUUAUCCACAGAGAUGUGAAGCCAUCGAAUAUACUGAUUGAUGAGAAAGGUGUUAUCAAACUUUGUGAUUUCGGAAUUAGUGGAAGACUAGUCGAUUCAAAGGCCAAAACACGAUCAGCUGGAUGCGCUGCAUACAUGGCGCCCGAACGUAUUGAUCCGAAAAAACCAGAAUACGAUAUUAGAGCUGAUGUGUGGUCUUUGGGGAUAACAUUAGUCGAACUGGCGACUGGCUCUUUCCCCUACAAAGGCUGCAAAACAGAUUUCGAAGUGUUGACCAAAGUUCUGGAGUCAGAUCCUCCAUCACUGCCAACUGACCAAGGUUUCAGUGUCCAAUUUCAGGAUUUCGUCAAUAAAUGUUUAACGAAGAAUUCACACCGUCGCCCAAAAUAUCCUGAACUUCUGCGACAACCAUUUCUAAAAUACUAUGAAGAUCACUAUGUGGACGUCCCAUCGUGGUUUUCAUCAGUAAUGGAAAAGGCUGGACUUAAAUCACAUCGCAGACUAUCGCCUUCACACUUGCAAUCUGAAGCUCAUAGGACAAUAGUAGCACCAUCAAGUAUACCAAAUUAUCAGCAAAGUAGUAGCAGUAAUAGUCAUCAUGGCCAUAAAAUAUCUUCAUCGCCAAUUUCACCCCCAAAAACAUCAUCAUCAUCAAUUGUCUCACCAAGUGCAUCAGCUGUUGCAGCAGUAAAUGAAACAGACGGAGGUUUCAUUAAGGAGGUAGAAGUGGACAAGUCAAGGAUACGUUACGAUGAGAGUUUCUUUGGGAAUGUCGAUGGGAUUUCACACAAAAGUCCCACAGAGGUGGCAUCGUGUAAAUUUCCCGAAGAUGGAGAAGAGUUGAAUAUGUCGACAAAUUCACAGAAUAAUCACGAUGUUGUGAGUGAGAUGAAUAAAAUGUACAGAAAAUCCCCAUUUAUGCAAAGGCGAAAGGAAAUUGGGGAAUAUGGGAGCCCACGAAGGGAAUCAAUGUUGAGCAAUCUUGGUCACAGCUUCAUUCGCAACAUGACAAGUUCUCCGUUUAGUCAGAAGAAAAUGACAAAUCAAGCGAGGCAAAUUGAGAGGCAGCAUCAAUUGGAGAUGAUAAGAAAUCAGACGAGACCACCAGAUGCAGAUGAGAAUGGUUUUUGCAAUUUCUACGGCUCAGAUUCACCAUUACCCCUGAGGAGGCCAAUGCCAAAUCAGCCGGAUUCCCCACAGAUGCGUCUACCAGGAAACACUAGUCCAAUUGUGCUUCAACGCUUCUAUCAUCAGCAGAGUCAAUUGCGUGAGCGACAGCUCGAGGAGGAGGGGAAAGUCCAUCAAGAGAACACAAAUCCCUUUCACAGUGAUAUGCUUAAAUACCAAACAAUUCAGCGAUCUCAUGUACCAAAUGUUGGUGUCAUGAAUCCCUUCCAUGAGCAUCAAUACCACAUACAUCAGCACAAUCAACGCGGAUUUGAUGAUAAGAUCAAUCAGCAGCAUCCAGCUAAUGCGUAUCAUCAGCUAAAUACUAAUAGUCCAAAGCAUCAGUACCUCUUUAGUAGUUGUAGCAAUGGCAAGAAGAAUUCAGUUCAGCCCACAUCUUCGGGAUUUAAUCCAUCAGGUGGGCAUGCGACGACGGACUUGGUGGGCGGCAUCGCGGACUACACAACAAGAAUGGACCACAAUAUCUAUAGCACAAGUUCAAGGGGAAGAAAUUCACCGUCAUCAAGUCUGAUUAAUGGAUCAACGACAGGUGAUGGUAUUAAAGAUGACACCGGGUGGUUCAAUUCGAUUGCAGGUGUUGUAAAGCGACGUUUUGCAUCGUAUAUGAAACUCCAUUUGGCAUCAGGUGAACGUGGUGGUGGUGGGGGCGAUCGUGGACGCCACAAUGUGAAUUCCACGCCAUCAACUACGCACAGUACACCAACGCAUACGUCAACAAAUCCCUUUUUGAUGCAAGACCAAAGAGCACCACCAGCUGUGCCCAUCCAACCACCUAGUCCGCAUAUCCUAAGUGGUGUCGAUAGGCGCCACAGGAGUCCUGAUCCACCGCCACGCUACAAUCGUGGGCAAUCACCACUUUUGCUCAGGCGGAAUCUCUAUGAGAUGGGUCAACUUCCACCGGGAUCACCAAUAAUGUCCAGGAGGUAUUUGUCUUCAUCACCACCUGUGCCACCACCAAGACGUGGUUCCGAAAGUGUUCCUGGUUCACCCCAACAUUUCCGUACACGUAUCCACUACACCCCUGAGCCGCAGAGACGAUUCUAUCGACAUAUUGACCAAUGAGUGGGACUGCAAGUGAUGAUCCUCCGAUCAUCAUAUGGUUUCUGAUAAACUUUCUCAUCCCCACAGAAGCGCAAGAAGAAGAAGAAGACAUGCUUGAAUGUGGCUUGUUGUUGUGUCGUUAAAUCAUCCCAUAAUCACUUUAAAAAAAAAUCACAUUCAAUUUCCCCCGGAAAAAAUUUAGCACGUGUAGGAAAUGAUAUAAAAAAAGGAAAUUCUCAGGUGUCCUUUGUAAUGAAGAAGAAAAAUCAUUUUUAGAAAGUCAUCUGCCGCAGAAUCAUCGUGUUAGUUUUGUAUACGUGAGAAAUCAUUAUUAAAUGGUCAUCAUCACUACUGCCUCACCAUAUCUGAUGGAGAGACACAAAGUUUAGGUGGCAAAAUGAUUCAGUUUUAUUUUUUUUCUCUAAACUAAUUUGUAUGAAAAAAAAAGAAGAAAAAACAAUGUAUUUUGCUCUAAUAUGUAGGUGAGAAACGAUAGUGCGAAAAAAAAUACACAUAAUAUAAUAAAAUUGAAUGACUGACUUGUAGGAAAUAGCUUCUUAUAAAAGAAAUGAAGAAAUUAAUAAUAAAAAAAAAACUAUUUAUACACCGGAUAAAAAUCAUUGUGAAUAGAGAGAGAGAGAGAGAGUGUCCCAAUUACAUUUUAGUGACAUAGGAUUGUAAUGUAAAAGAAUAAAAGUUUUGCGAGUUGUAUAAUAGGUAUUAAGACUAUAUUCUGCAUUAAUGUACAUGGAUAUGUAAUAAAAUGUAAUGUGAUUAUUGA